Gastrolobium bilobum is the source of this 1629-nucleotide messenger RNA. RefSeq lists its product as uncharacterized. The transcript is spliced from 3 exons. Lineage: Eukaryota; Viridiplantae; Streptophyta; Magnoliopsida; Fabales; Fabaceae. The annotation marks the transcript as partial. The record is from RefSeq and is a predicted model, not a curated record.
UACUUCCCUGAAGAAGCCAGGGAAAGGAAGAAGAGUGAGUUUGAAGACCUCCGGCAGGGAGGCAUGACUGUGGAUGAAUAUCUCAGCAAGUUCAACCGCUUGGCAAAAUAUUCUUGUUAUGGUAGAACUCCCCUCACUCCAGAAGACAAGGCCUUUCGAUUCAGGAAGGGUCUGAAUGAUAUGAUAGCAGACAAACUGGCGGGUCAUUGCACCAGAAAUUUUGUGGAGUUGAUCGAGCAGUGCCAGAAUAUUCAGGAGCACUAUCGUACCAGGGGAAAGGAAGCAGCAGGAAAGAGCUUCAGUGGGAGGACUACGCCCUGGAAGAGUAAGGGCAAGGGUUUGCAAGCACAGCAGAACACCAAGUUUAAGAAGACUCCCUUUGUGAAGAAUGGAAGCGGAAUAAAGUGCCCCAAGAAGACGGGGCAAGUUGCAGCCAUUCAGGCGAUCCCUAUUCAGUCCGUGCCUACUCAGAGAGCCAUAGAGGAGCCUAUGGCGCCCACUAGUGCCAGGGUAUAUGCAGUGACACAGCAGGAGGCAGAGAGGUCUCCAAACCUUAUCAGAGGUACUAUUCUUAUCAGAGGAUAUGCUUUUGAUGCCAUGUUUGAUUCUGGAGCUACCCACUCCUUCAUAUCGGAAUUUGUUGCUAAUGGGGUACAUUUACCCAUUUGUGAGUUCACGCCUCCCAUGGUAGUGAAGACUGCCACCGGAGACAUUGUUUCUACUUCCUUGAAGUGCAAAGAAGUCAGAUUCAUAUAUGAGCAAGAAGAGUAUAUGGUGGAUUUGAUAGUGCUUGAGGGCAUGAAUCUACACAUUAUCUUAGGUAUGGAUUGGCUGGUCCGAUAUGGUGUGAUGCUAGAUUGUUGUAGCAGAAGGGUUUUCUUUGCUGCAAAAGGAGAAAAACCGGACAGUUUGUACUUGACGGCACAAAAAUUAAAUAAGGCUCUAAAUGAGGGAGAUGCAGGAUACAUUAUCCUGGGAGGACUCGUAGGAGACUCCAAAGAACCUACUGCUAAUAUUCCGGUUGUAUGCGAGUUUGAAGAUGUAUUUCCGGAAGAAAUUCCUCAUUUUCCACCUGAGAGGGAGAUUGAAUUCUCAAUUGACUUAGUACCUGGUGUGGGGCCUAUCUCAUUGGCUCCAUACCGGAUGUCACCAGUGGAGCUAGCUGAGCUGAAGAAGCAGUUAGAAGAAUUAUCCCGCAAGAACUUUAUCAGACCGGGUGUAUCUCCUUGGGGUGCACCAGUCAUCUUCGUGAAAAAGAAGGAUGGGACUAUGAGGUUGUGCACUGAUUAUCGACAGUUAAACAAGGAAGAACAUGCAGAGCAUUUGAAGAUAGUUCUACAGAUUUUAAGGGAGCAUCAGUUAUAUGCCAAACCAUCCAAGUGUGAGUUUUGGUUACAUGAGAUCCAGUUUCUUGGACACGUCAUAUCAUCUACAGGAGUGGCUGUUGAUCCGAGUAAAAUUGAAGCUGUGCUGGAUUGGGAGAGACCCAAGAGUGUUACUGAGAUCCGAAGUUUUCUGGGUUUAGCAGGAUACUACAGGCGGUUUAUUAAUGGAUUCUCCAGAAUUGCCUUGCCAUUGACUAGGUUGACCCGAAAAGGGGUGCCAUUUGCAUGGACCCUUGGGUGUGAU